AUGGGAGAUAGCAAACCAUUUACCAGUACCAACACGAUGGGAGACAGCAAACCAUUUAACAAAACCAACACAACGGGAGGUAGCAAAUCAUCCAUGACUACCAACACAAUGGGAGAUGGCAAAUCAUUUACCAAUACCAAUGCAAUGGGAGAUAGCAAACCAUUUACCAAUACCAACACAAUGGGAGAUAGCAAACCAUUUACGAAUACCAACACAAUGGGAGAUAGCAAACCAUUUACCAAAACCAGCACAAAGGGAGAUAGCAAACCAUUAAGCAAUGCAAACACAAUGGGAAACAGCAAACCAUUUACCAAUACCAACACAAUGGGAAACAGCAAACCAUUUACCAAUACCAGCACAGUGGGAGACAGGAAACUAUUUACCAAUACCAGCACAAAGAGAGAUAGAAAACCAUUUACCAAUACCAACACAAUGGGAGACAGCAAACCAUUUACCAAAACCAACACAAUGGGAGAUAGGAAACUAUUUACCAAUACCAGCACAGUGGGAGAUAGCAAACCAUUUACCAAUACCAAAACAAUGGGAGAUUGGAAACCAUUUACCAAUACAAACACAACGGGAGAUAGCAAACCAUUUACCUAUACCAACACAAUGGGAGACAGCAAACCAUUCACCAAUACCAACACAAUGAGAGAUAGCAAAGCAUUUACCAAUACCAACUCAAUGGGAGACAGGAAACCAUUUACCAAUACCAGCACUGUGGGAGAUAGCAAACCAUUUACAAAUACCAACACAAUGGGAUACAGCAAACCAUUAACCAAUACCAACACAAUGGGAAAUAGGAAACCAUUUGCCAAUACCAGCACAAAGGGAGAUAGCAAACCAUUCUCCAAUACCAACACAAUGGGAGACAGCAAACCAUUUACCAAAACCAACACAAUAGGUGAUAGGAAACCCUUUACCAAUACCAGCACAGUGGGAGAUAGUAAACCUUUUACCAAUACCAACACAACUGGAGAUAGCAAACCAUUAACCAAUACCAACACAACUGCAGAUAGCAAAUCCUCCAUAACUACCAACAUAAUGGGAGAUAGCAAACCAGUUACCAAUACAAACACAAUGGGAGAUAGCAAACCAUUUACCAAUACCAACACAAUGGGAGAUAGCAAACCAUUUACCAAUACCAGCACAAUGGAAGAAAACAAACCAUUUACCAAUAGCAACACAAUGGUAGAUAGGAAACAAUUUACCAGUGCCAACACAAUGCGAGACAGCAAGCCAUUUAACAAAACCAACACAACAGGAGAUAUGAAAUCAUCCAUAACUACCAACACAAUGGGAGAUAGCAAAUCAUUUACCAAUACCGAUGCAAUGGGGGAUAGCAAACCAUUUACCAAUACCAACACAAUGGGAGAUAGGAAACCAUUUACCAAUACCAGCACAAAGAGACAUAGAAAACCAUUUACCAAUACCAACACAAUGGGAGACAGCAAACCAUUUACCAAUACCAACACAAUGGGAGAUGAGAAACCAUUUACCAAUACCAGCACAAAGGGAGAUAGCAAACCAUUUACCAAUACCAACACAAUGAGAGACAGAAAACCUUUUACCAAAACCAACACAAUGGGAGAUAGAAAACCCUUUACCAAUACCAACACAACUGGAGAGAGCAAAUCAUCCAUAACUACCAACACAAUGGGAGAUAGCAAACCAUUUACCAAUACCAACACAAUGGGAGAUAUGAAACCAAUUACCAAUACCAAAACAAUGGAAGAUAACAAACCAUUUACCAAUACCAACACAAUGGGAGAUAGCAAACCAUUUACCAGUACCAACACAAUGGGAGACAGCAAACCAUUUAACAAAACCAACACAAUGGAUGAUAGCAAAUCAUUCAUGACUACCAACACAAUGGGAGAUAGCAAAUCAUUUACCAAGACCAAUGUGAUGGGAGAUAGCAAACCAUUUACCAAUGCCAACACAAUGGGAGAUAGGAAACCAUUUACCAAUAACAACACAAUGGGAGAUCAGAAACCAUUUAUCAAUACCAGCACAAAGGGAGAUAGCAAACCAUUUACCAAUACCAACACAAUGGGAGAUAGGAAACCAUUUACCAAUACCAGCACAAAGGCAGAUAGCAAACCAUUUACCAAUAACAACACAACUGGAGAUAGCAAAUCAUCCACAACUACCAGCACAAUGGGAGAUAGCAAACUAUUUACCAAUACCAACACAAUGGGAGAUAACAAACCAUUUACCAAUACCAACAAAAUGGGAGAUAGCAAACCAUUUACCAAUACCAACACAAUGGAAGUUAACAAACCAUUUACUAAUACCAACACAAUGGGAAAUAGCAAACCAUUUACCAGUACCAAAACAAUGGGAGACAGCAAACCAUUUAACAAAACCAACACACUGGGAGAUAGCAAAUCAUCCAAAACUACCAACACAAUGGGAGAUACCAAAUAA
Messenger RNA from Protopterus annectens (West African lungfish), 2430 nucleotides. RefSeq lists its product as uncharacterized. Bases 1 to 2430 code for a protein of 809 amino acids. The record is from RefSeq and is a predicted model, not a curated record. The transcript has a single exon. NCBI's taxonomy places the organism in Eukaryota, Metazoa, Chordata, Ceratodontiformes, Protopteridae.